Messenger RNA from Acanthosepion pharaonis, 1308 nucleotides. NCBI's taxonomy places the organism in Eukaryota, Metazoa, Mollusca, Cephalopoda, Sepiida, Sepiidae. The record is from the annotation of a GenBank genome assembly.
AUGGCUGACGACAGGGGCCCGGAGAGUAACAACAAAACCGAUGUGGUAGCCGUAGAGGCUGGUUUAGUGAAAGAAAGUAGUCCUGCUGAUAAUUGUAGCCUGUAUCAGACGGAAAGCAACAACAACACUGUGACCCAGACUUGCGGUCCUGUUGGCGGUUUCAUUGGAACAACUCCUUCAGGCUGGGCUGAUUUUACCAACCAAAUGAAUUACUUGCAGAAUCUUUCAAAGCCCGUCAAGCAGAGGAUCAAAGCCCUAAAAAAGCUGCAGUUUGAAACGUCCAAGAUCGAAGCUGAUUUCUACCGGGAACUGCAUCAGAUCGAAUGCAACUUUGCGCAGAGAUAUUCUAAAUUCUAUGAGUUACGAAGAGACAUUGUGAACGGUAUGCUAGAGCCGACUGACGAAGAAUGCGACUGGCCUCACGACGAGUUACUCAAUGAAGAUCCCAACCCGGGUCAGGGAAACCUCGAGGCUUUAACCGCUGUAGCUAAUAACCAGACACCUGUCGCACCAAAUAGCCUUACACCACCCGACAAGAAAGAAAGUGAUGUAGACGAUAAGGCAAACAAGCCUCCUCCGCCUCCUCCUACUCCUAUAGAUGAAAGUCAGAUCAGGGGAAUACCGUUCUUUUGGCUGACUGUCAUAAAAAAUGUAGACAUGUUGGCCGAAAUGACCCAUGAACAAGAUGAACCAAUCCUUAAGCAUCUGACGGACAUUCGUUGUACAUUGAAAGAUAACGACCCGUCUAUUUUCACCCUGGAAUUUGUAUUUGAAGAGAACGAGUAUUUUAACAACGCCGUGCUGACUAAAGAAUAUACGUUGAAAACAGAGCCCGACCGAGAGGAGGCCUUCUCGUAUGAAGGCCCCGAAAUUGUGCGCUGCAAGGGUUGCACGAUUGACUGGAAAGCUGGUAAAAAUGUGACGGUCAGGACCACGCGAAAAAAAAUGAAGCACAAGGGUAGCGGCAAGACGAUGGUGGUCACGAAGACGGAAGAGGCUGAUUCUUUUUUCAAUUUCUUCAACCCUCCGCCACAACCUGAUGAUGGUACCGAAAUGGACGAAUGCUCCGAGGAUAUUUUGACUGCAGAUUUUGAAAUCGGUCACUUUAUUCGCGAAAGGAUUAUUCCCCGGGCUGUACUGUACUUCACCGGGGAGGCGGCAGAUGAGAGUUAUGAUCGAGACGACGAACAGCCUGAGGAAGAAGAGGACGACGAUGAAUAUGAUGAUGAUGACGACGAUGAGGAUGAUGAUGAUCAGGAUUACGAUCCUUCGGACCCGAGGAAUAAACAGGAUUGUAAAACACAAUAG